Messenger RNA from Macrosteles quadrilineatus (aster leafhopper), 6190 nucleotides. Its product is annotated as ubiquitin carboxyl-terminal hydrolase 32-like. Gene Ontology annotation, cellular component: Golgi apparatus. Gene Ontology annotation, biological process: protein deubiquitination. The record is from RefSeq and is a predicted model, not a curated record. Gene Ontology annotation, molecular function: calcium ion binding; cysteine-type deubiquitinase activity. Bases 114 to 4634 code for a protein of 1506 amino acids. Lineage: Eukaryota; Metazoa; Arthropoda; Insecta; Hemiptera; Cicadellidae. The transcript has 33 exons.
UUAGGCAAGAUACAAGUGUCAUUUAACUGUCGUAAAUAAAUCAGAUCGGAUUCUUAAGAUGAGAUUAGGAAUAAUUUAAUCCAGGCCCUGAUUUUUAAAUAAUUUUAACUGAUAUGGGAGCUAAAGAUUCAAAGCAAACUUGCAUUACAUAUGAAGAGGCUGUCAAGAGAGUCAAUGAGGCGGAAUACAAACGCUUGAAGGAAGCAUUCAAGAGGCUGUCCAAUCUCAAUGGUUUCAUCAGUAAGCAGUCUUUUGUAAAAGAUGUCCUGGGAGAUGGAGUCCCAGUACCCGUUGCCGAGUACAUCUACACAGCUUGUGGAGGGACAACCAAAGGAAUUGCUCUUAAAGAACUGCUAUGUGGACUUGUUCUUAUCACUCGUGGUCGGGAAGAGGAGAAAAUCAAAUUUUUGUUUAUGCUGUAUUCCAAUGAGAGUGGCACUCAUGUAGUCAGAGAAGAAUUCCAGAAACAUCUACAUGUAUGUGAGAGUGGUUAUAUACCCGACUCAAUCGGAAGCCUGUUCAAUGAGAGGAGGAAAGACCAAGCAACAUAUGAAGAGUUCCGUGAGUGGCUGAAGGAGUACCCAGACGCCACUUCACUCAGUCGUUGGCUUCUGUGUGAGCCUUGUACAGUCACUAUCAGCAAUGAAAUGGAGACCCCCACAUUCUACCAGACACUUGCUGGGGUUACACACUUGGAAGAGAGGGACAUCAUUGAGCUUGAGAAGCGCUACUGGGUUCUGAAGGGGGAAUCAAGAACUGGGAAGUUAGACUUGGACACUCUCCGACCCCUGAUAAGUCCUCCUGUACCGUUGACUGUGUGUGCUGGAGUCUUUGCAGCCUUUGAUGAGAACAGAGACAACCACAUAGACUUCAAGGAGAUGGCGUGUGGUAUCUCAGCCGCCACCAGGGGCCCGAUGGCAGAACGGCAAAAGUUCUGCUUCAAGGUUUUUGACCUUGAUCGUGAUGGUUAUCUUUCCGAAAGCGAGAUCAAACAUAUGGUGACAGUCCUACUUCACGUACGCAACGAGAACCACACUAUGACACCAAAACUUGGAUGUGACGCUAGUAAGGAAGAAGAAGAAGUAUUGUCAGAGUUGAGGAAGCGUGCUUCACCCAAAGGCUUAACUAUUGAGGAGUAUCUUAUUUGGUCCAUGGAGAAUAAUCUCUCUAUGGACUUUCUAUGCCUUCUAUUUCAGGUGUGUCAUAUCGUGCUGGGACUGCGACCCACGUCUAGUCAAGAGGAAGGAGAGAUUGUCAGAGGGUGGUUAGAGAGGGAGGAGAGGAGGGGCUACAGUGUUGGUCAGUUCUGGUACCUGAUAGCCAUGGACUGGUGGGUGUCUUGGUUGGAGUAUGUCGGCUACCCCAGGAACCUUGGAAGUAUGAGUGGCAGUGAAGUUUCUCUGAACAAUAUUAUAUCAUCAGAUUACAACCCAACUGGCAGCCUGAAGCGAGUAGCUCAACGACUGACAGGCAAUAAGAGGACUAUCGUAGAAAACUGCCUGGCACUUGAGAACUCUCCAGUGGUGGUGACUGGAAUAACCUCUCUUGAACCAUCAGAGCCUCCAGGCCUUAGUCUUAGUGUGACUCCUAGUCCAUCCCAGUCACCGAGACCCAUCCGGCGCUACCCUGUCAAGCCUGGACCCAUCGACAACUCGGGUCUGGUUGCUCCUCCUAUGUUCAAGGUUAAUAGUCUGACUGGAGAGGGAGGAAAGCUCAAGAAGAACUUUGGGAUUCGAUCCCGAGACUUUGAACUGGUUCCCGAUUCAUUGUGGAAAGCUCUUUCUCAGUGGUAUGGAGGGUCCCCUGCACUACCCCGCCAGGUUAUAUUGCCCAAGGGGGGUAGCCAGGUUGAGUUGGAGCUGUACCCCAUCACAGUAAAGUUGCUCCGUCACCAGAGCCAACCUGCUAGGCUACCUCAGCAGCCUAACACAUGGUCUGGUAUGGUGGGGGGUUACGGAGCAGCAGCACUUAGUACAACAGGCUACGCAUAUGUAUCCAACCUGCCGACUGCUCCGAAGCGUUAUCUCGCCUACUUGGCUACAUUCAGCAGAAUGGCCACUGUCAAUCAAGUCUACGACUUCCUAUGCGAAAGGCUUCAUUUCCGAGCAGAUGACAUGCGUCUAUGGCUCUACAGAGACGAGAACAACAUGUUGUUGAUGGAGGAGGAGGAAGCCACUCUAGAAGAUCUUGGAGUGUGUGAUGAAGACCAAUUGCUGAUUGAAAUUAGAAACAAAGACCAAACAUGGCCUGAGGAGAUAGGCUCUCUGUCUAUGUCUCCCAAUGAUAAAGCCAAACAACCUGUGGCCACUGAAAAGGGUGCUACGGGACUGAACAACUUGGGAAAUACUUGUUUCAUGAACUCUGCACUCCAGUGUGUUAGCAAUACUAGAAUACUUACCAGAUAUUUCCUUAACAACUUCCAUCUGUACGAACUUAACAGGACAAACACUCUGGGGAUGAGGGGAAACAUGGCGAAGCGCUACGGAGAUCUGAUUCAUGAGAUAUGGAGUGGGUCUGCCAAAACUGUGGCUCCUCUCAAGCUAAGGUGGACAAUCGGCAAGUACGCCCCUCGCUUCAAUGGUUCGCAGCAGCAUGAUGCACAGGAACUGCUUGCGUUUUUGCUGGACGGUCUUCAUGAAGACCUUAAUCGAGUACAUGAUAAACCUUACGUAGAACUGAAUGACAGCGAUGGUCGCUGUGAUGUCAAUGUAGCUCAAGAGGCAUGGGAGAACCACAUACUAAGAAAUAAAUCUAUCAUUGUUGAUCUUUUUCACGGCCAGCUGAAGUCUAAGGUUCGAUGCAAGGAAUGUGGUCAUGAGUCUGUAAGAUUUGACCCAUUUAACUAUCUUUCUCUGCCUUUACCCAUGGAAUCCUACAUACAUAUGCAAGUGACAGUGAUCAGAUUAGAUGGAUCAAUCCCGACAAAGUAUGGACUACGUCUGAAUCAAGAUGACAAGUAUGCCGCUCUCAAACAACAGCUGGCUAGUUUGUGUAACAUUCAGCCUUUCUUCAUCAAACUGGCUGAGCUGAGUAACUCACAAAUUAAGAAUGUACCCAAUGAUGAUCACAAGAUCAAAGCCCCCCCAAGUGGCCAAAUUGGGAUUUUGUAUGCCUACGAACUACCUCCUUGUCAGGGCGGGUCUGUGUUUGGAGACGAGGAGAGAUUGUCCAUCAACAGCCUUAAGUCUCAAAGGGAAGCUCAGACGUUUCAAGCUAUCCAGCGAUCUACUCAACCUACUGUUACCCCAGCUGUUCCCCAUAAAGUGUACCAACAUGCAGUAUUCCACAGCGAAGACCACAAUAACGUUUCUAGUCCAACUGAUUCUGAGGUGUGCCUUACUACUGCAGACGGACUGGUCGUGGAGGUGGCUGAGACUAUUCCUGACAGUGGCAACUGUAGUGCCUCCAGCUGUAGCCUAGCUGACAGUAUAGACACCAACUCCUGCCAACAACCCAGCUAUAUCACCUCCUACCAUCGCAAAAUGACUCAACAAGACAAUUACUUUGUGUCAUCCCAGAAGAGCAAGCCCAGCCUGUUUGGUCUGCCUGUGAUAGUUCCCUGCUGUGACAACACCACACACCAAGACUUGUACCAAGCAGUAUGGCUACAGGUGGCUAGACUGGUCUCUCCGUUACCUCCCUCCGAGACUGCUCCUCCCAACCACGCCAUGGACUGUGAUGACAGUCUAGGUUACGAGUUCCCGUUUGUACUCAAGGCAGUGAACAAAGAUGGGUUUCUUUGCGCCUGGUGUCCCUGGUACAGGUUUUGUCGCGGAUGUCGAAUUCAGUGCUGCGAUACGGAGUUUAACUUUUCAAGUAACUAUCUGGCCAUUGACUGGGACCCAACUGCCUUACAUCUGCGUUACCAAACUGCUCAAGAGAAGGUUGUUGAGGAGCACAACAGUGUACAGACAGUGAGACAACUACAAUUGGAACCAAUCAACCUAGACUAUUGUCUGGAAGCUUUUACCAAAGAAGAACAUCUCGGAGAGGAAGAAAAGUACUACUGUUCGAAGUGCAAAGAACAUCAACUCGCCAGCAAGAAACUAGAGAUUUGGAGGCUACCUCCCAUCUUGAUUGUUCACUUGAAGAGAUUUCAAUACGUGAAUGGAAAAUGGGUGAAAUCUCAAAAAGUUGUCAAGUUUCCGUUUGAAAACUUUGAACCCACUACAUAUUUGGCUUCAAUACCCCGAGAAACGGUGAUUAGACACAAGGCUUCUCUUGAUCAAAAAAGUAGUGAUGACAAAUCCAAGGCAACUACCUCAGAGAGCUCAGUGGAAUCUGAGAUGAAUCCACUGCAGGAUUUCCACCAGCAUCUGUUGAGUGAAGAGGCAGAUCCGUUUGAUCUACGAUACAACCUAUACGCCAUCACGAGCCACUCUGGAAUCCUUGGUGGAGGUCAUUACGUGGCUUACGCCCAGAACCCAAAUGGAAAGUGGUAUUGCUACAACGACAGUAGUUGUAAGGAAGUUGUGGACUUGGACACUAGUUCUGCGUACAUGCUCUUCUACGAGAGGAAGGGAAUCUGUGAGUCGAGGUACAUGCCUAACAUCACAGGUCGACAGACACCUGACACAGCUGAACUAGAUGAAGACUUUGAAAAUGACUUCAAGAAAUCGUGCUUACUCAUGUAAUCAAGACACUUUGUUCUCUCGUCAUUAUUUAAUUUGUGAUUGUUGUAAGUAAGAUACUUUGCAAAUUUUUAUGAAGCUGGGUUCUUUCGAGCAAUCUCAAGCAGUUGUUGUUUUCAUAUUUUAAUGAUCAUAUAAUUUGUUGGUGUUAUCAGUUCGUUAUUUAUUCAAUAAUUUAUGAAUUGUUGAAUUAUGUUUCAAUUUUUGUGUUUAAUGGAUACAGUUGUUAUUUGUACACUGAAUUAUUUAUGUAACGAUUAAAACAAUAAAUUACUAAAGUUUAAGUCAUGUAUUGAUACAGUUCAGUAAAAAGUGUGAAGUUAAAAAAUUAUGUCUCAAAAAUGUGUUGAGAAAUAAAUUUGAAAUUAAAUUUUGCUAUUUUUAUUCUUUAAAUUGCUGUGUUAUAAAAUGUAUCGGCCCGUAUCAGUUAGCCCUUAAAGUUUGUAGGAAAAAAAUAAUGUUUAGUUAAGUUAUAGCUUUCACCACAGCUGCUACUGUCUGGACUGAGAUUUCAACAUUUUCACUUUCAUUUCAUUUGUGUGUCAUAUUUUGUUAGGAACUAGGUAUAACUGUUUUAUACUCUUUGUUUGUAUCACUUAAAACGUAAUUACUUUCCCACAGCUAUGUGCCAUCUUGUACAAUUUUUCAAUUGAAUUAUGUUAUUCCUAGCUUAGUAAAAACUAAACUUUUGUUUCUCUAUAGCAUUGCCCUCUUUAGGAAAGUAGUAAUGCCCACCUAUUUUUUAACUAACUUUUAAAAUAUGCCAAGUUGCCAAUUAUAUCCUGUUGACACAAACUAUUUUGGUUUUUUUGGGGGGGAGGGGUUUUAGAAAGGUUUUAGAAAGCUUCAUCCGACACCUCCUAAAAUCAAAUUUAAGUAUCUUACAUUAUUUAAAACUUAAUACUGCCACUUUUGUAUGUGUAAUGAAUUCUGUGUUUGUACAAGGGCUAUCCAGAAAGUAGAUUACGUUUUUGUCUGUAUCCGCUAGGGGCGGGGCUAGCGCAACCAUCUUGGUGUUAGUUCGUUAUGCAGCUCAGUCGGCAUCUAGCCGUGCUAGUAAGAGGUUUCUGCUGUACUCUGUUGAAUUACUGUGGCAGUUUAAAAUGUCUGUGUUAAUUUAAAAUACCGUGAACUGUGAAGUGUGUGCAAAAAAAAAAAAAAAUGAAUGGACUCUUUGGUUACAGUUUGGCAACCAAGCUUUUUGGUUAUGAUCUUGUGCAACAAACUUCGCAAAAUUUGUGGAAACCCCAUAGAGAGUUCUGUUAUUGUGAACUUUCGAGCUUUACGGACAUCGGCAUCGACUUUUUCGACAAGUUUGGCAGUCACAAUGAUGGGUCUUCCACUUCGCUCUUCAUCGUAAACGUUAGUUCGGCCAUUUUUAAAUUUAAUGACGCACUGACAUACUCCACCUUCAAUAAUAAUGUUUUCCCCAUAAACUUCACAAAGUUGCCGAUAGUUUUCUAUCGGUUUACAGUUUUUUGCAGUCAAAAACCUUACAACUGCACGCAUUUCACAGUUCGCGGCAUUUUCAAUUAACACAGACAUUUUAAACUGUCACA